AUGUUCACAUACACAAUAAGUAUCAUCGUUUAUUCAUAUCGACUUCAAUAUCUUUUUUUCUAUUUCUACGUGUGUAUUAUUAGCUUUGGCUGUAUCAUCAUUACAAAUUUUCUUUUUCUUUUUUCGAUUAAAAAUGGGUUCAAACCUGAAGAUCUUCGUCAUGAUUCAAAUAAUAAGAAUAAAGUCAAUCAUGGUCAACUCGAAAAUAAUGAAGUUCAUCGUCAUGAAGAUAAAGCUAGUCAAUCUGAUCAACAUCCAGAUAAAGAUGAUCAAUCUGGACAAGUUACACAUACAGAUAAUCAAGCUGCUCGUUGUAAAGAUAUUACUGACAAAGUUGAUCAUCAUAAAGAACAGGAUCGUGAAGUUGGUGAAGGUGAAAAUAAAGAUGAUCAAUUUGAUGAUGGUGAAGGAAAAAUGCGUCCACUUGCUCAUGAUGAACCCAUGGAUCCUCAAUAUCGUGAUGAAGAUAAUGAAGAUAAUUAUUUACGUGAAGCUCGACAUCGUGCUAAACGUUUAGAUGAAUUACUCAAUAUCGUUAUUAAUGAUAGAAAAAUAGUGAUUCAUUUGUAUCAUUUGUAUAAGAAAAAGAAAGCUUUAUUAGAAUGUCGACAACGGUCUGGUAUUAAGUUAUUAACAGCUCAAUGCGAUGAACGAGAAGAACAUUAUCAAUGUAUGAAAGAGCUAAAACCGAAAUAUGAUGAAGCUAUGCUAUUCUUAGAACAACAUCAAUAA
Molecule: messenger RNA, 732 nt
Organism: Rotaria sp. Silwood2
Lineage: Eukaryota; Metazoa; Rotifera; Eurotatoria; Philodinida; Philodinidae
Source: the annotation of a GenBank genome assembly